UCAGCAGUGGGACGAGAAGUGAAGAGAGAAAUCCAACACUCAGAUAGAAAUGCAAGACCAGUGAGAGAAGAGAGAAAAGAUGAGAAAAGAGGGACGCAAAGAACUGAGAGGAAUAUGGGUAGGAUAGAAGAAAAAACAGAUGAAAGAAGAGAGGCAAGGAGAAUGGCGAGAAAAGAGAUGAGAGAAAUACAAAAGAGGGCAGGAAAGGUUGGAAGAUCAUUGAUAGGGGAAGAGGAAAGAGAGAUGCCGAAAAAUACAGUGAAGAAGAUAGCGGCAUUUGGGAUUAAAAGGAGAGGAGAGAGAGCAGCCAGUCCAGUUGUCUACAUGCCUGGGAGAGUGAGUGAAAGGGUGAGGGAGUGCGCACUCAUCCAUGGACUUCUAGGAGGCUUCAACACCUUUAACUUCCUCAGCUUUGCCACGGGUCUGGUCACUUUUAUCCUUAACGUCAACAACAACAUCAAUAACAACAAUGACAACAAUAACGUCAACGCUAACAACGACAUCAACAACAAUAAUGUUAAUGCCAAUCUCAACACACAGAACGCCAACCAGGUGGUAGUCUUUCCCCCGGGCAGGCGGCGGCGUUCCGUAGCCGACAUACUUAUGGCAGCAGCAGACGUGCAAGAAGAGGGUGCUAACGGACUGCACAGAGGAAUGGGUGGAGUAUGUGGUUUGUAUGGAGGCGUAAGGAGGAUUGUACAAGAAACGGAGACACUAAUGAAGGUAAGCAGCGAGCGUGCAGGAGGCACUUCAAGGAGCACCAAACCUCAAUUUCUGCCAUACACUGCCCCUCAACAUUUCUUGCAUCCUAAACAGCCCCAUAAGAAAUGGGAGAGGCAAUGUAAACUUAAGAUGUGUAUUCUCAAAAGUUUCAGCAUCCCACCUCGACCACUUUCAAUCAGUUCUUCCACUCUGAUUCAACUCUUGCUUCACUGCUGA
Messenger RNA from Scylla paramamosain (green mud crab), 939 nucleotides. Its product is annotated as myotubularin-related protein DDB_G0290005-like. The record is from RefSeq and is a predicted model, not a curated record. Lineage: Eukaryota; Metazoa; Arthropoda; Malacostraca; Decapoda; Portunidae. The transcript is spliced from 4 exons. The coding region runs from base 115 to 939 and encodes 274 amino acids.